AUGUUAAAGCAAAAUAACCAUGAACAAACUGAAUUGCCAUUCAAUCCACGGAACAAAGGAGAUAUGAAGUUAAAUGAAGACGAUACUUGUGAACGUAUACAAAUGGUAGGAGUUGCAAGACGUUCGAUCGAUGUUGUGGAUAAACCGAUAAUGAGAAAUGAGAAUCUGGUAGAAAAUGUUAUGCAAAAAUUCUUUUUAACGGAUUUGAACAUACUUGACAACGGCAAAAAUGAAAGCAAUCCGCUUAAAGGAUAUGCUAAUACGCCUAUAUUACCACUUUCAAAAGCAUGUGCUCCAUUACAGAAACAUCUUCAUAAUUUAUCAUACUAUGUUGAUAUGGCACUGGAAGAUACACCCGAACAACCGCUAGAUGGACUGACCAUUGAUGAAAGUGCUGCAAUUCGUCUUUAUACAAUUGAAUGGGAUGCGCCACAUCAUAGUCUUUACUCAAUGCUUAAUUUUCAUCUAAAAACAACUAAUCGUCAAGAGCUUUUACCGUAUUUCAAGUAUUUGAAAUUAUUUAUAAGUGCUCUAACUAAAUUACAAUGUGUUCCAUCAUUGACUGUCUGGCGAGGUGUUACAAAGAAUUUGACUGAAGAUUUUCCAUUAGGUAGUAGAGUAACAUGGUGGGCAUUUUCAUCGUGUACAACUGAAAUGACUGUACUAGAAAACAAUAUGUAUUUGGGUCGUGAAGGUGAUCGAACACUCUUCUCAGUCGAAGCUAUCAAUGGUCGUUCAAUACGUGAUCAUUCACAUUUCGUUACUGAAGAUGAAAUUCUUCUUCUUCCUGGUACACAUAUGGUAGUUCAAUCACAACUCAGUCCAGCACCAAACCUUUAUAUCAUUCAUUUGAAACAAAUUAAACCUGAUGAAGAAUUAUUAGAAUUACCAUUUGAAGGUGCACAUAUUUUUCCAAAAGAGAUGCAUCCUUGGUAUUGGAAGAAGAGAUUUUCAAUUCCAAUGAUCUUUUUAAUAAUUUUAAUUAUUACGGGUGUUAUUAUUGGUGCUGUUCUAGGAACACGAAAGAGUUUUAUUCCGAAUGUGCUACCAUGUACUAAUCCGUUCGAAUCAUUUGGUUCUAUCAAUGCUGGAGAAUAUCCGAGUUCUAUCGUAUUGGCUCACUUUACAAACGAUACUUAUCUUGAUGCUGCAAUAACAGUUGCCAAUGAGAGUAGUGUCAUUAUCUAUUUAGGUGAUCCGACAAAUAUUCUUCAUAGUUCAAAGAUUAUUACUGGUGAACAACCUGUGUCUAUUAUCACCACCGAUUUCAAUAAUGAUACAAGAAAAGAUCUAGCAAUCGUCAAUAGUGGUGACAACACCAUCAUUGUAGCUCUAGGAAUAGGCAAUGGGCUUUUUCAAAGUAAAAACACUUAUUCAGUAGGCAGCUCGCCAUCUAGUAUUCUAUCAGAUGAUUUUAAUAAUGAUAAUAAAUUGGAUUUAAUCGUAGUAAGUCAAGAUAGUAAUACCGUUAACGUACUACUUGGUGAUGGACUGGGAAACUUUAUAGUUUCGAGUAAUAAUUCAGUUGGCUAUUAUCCAUCUUUUGCGAUUUCAGCUGAUUUUAAUAAUGAUAGUAAAUUAGAUUUGGCAGUUACUAAUUCAUUUGAUAAUACCAUCAGUGUCCUUCUGGGUUAUGGCAAUGGUAGUUUUCUAAAUCACAUGACAUAUGCUACUGGCUUGUAUCCAACAUUUCUGAUUUCGGACGAUUUUAAUAAUGAUAAUAUUUUAGAUAUAGCAGUAACCAAUAAUAAGAACAAUACGAUUAGUAUCCUCCUCGGUAUAGGAAAUGGAAGUUUUUAUAGUCAAUACACAUAUACAACGGGUUCCUCUCCGAUUUGCUUAAGAUCCGCUGAUUUCAAUAAAGAUAACAACAUAGAUUUAGCAAUAAUUAAUAGUGACGAUAACAACAUUAUUAUAUUUUUUGGCUAUGGUAAUGGAACUUUUGCAGAAGAAGCCACAUAUGCAACUGGUAAUUAUCCAGUUUAUUUGGUAUUUGGUGAUUAUAAUAAUGAUAGUAAUAUAGAUUUAGUAGUAGUUAAUAAUGGGGCCGCUACUAUUAGUCUGUUUACUGGUCGAGCAAAUGGUACUUUUGUAUUUGUGCAAUCGUAUGGUACCGGUAACUCGCCAAUAUCUCUCACUGUCGCAGACUUCGAUAGUAACGGCAUAUUAGAUUUUGCAGUGGUGGAACAAACUGACAAUACUGUUAGUGUUUUACUUGGUAAAGGGAGUGGCGUUUUCCAGAUUGCGCUUAAUUAUACUGUUGGAAAAAAUCCAUCGUUUAUAAUCUCUUCUGAUUUUGAUAAUGACAAUAAUCAAGAUUUAAUCAUUGCCAAUUCUGAUGCAGAUAGCGUUAGUGUGCUUUACGGAAAUGGUGAUGGUUUUUUUCAUCCUCCUCUAAGUGUUACAGUUGGUAGUUUACCAUCUUCCUUGACAUCGAUUGAUCUUAAUAAAGAUGGAUACAUAGAUUUGGUAGUUGUCAAUAAUGGCGAAAAUAAUAUUCGUAUACUUCUUAAUGAUGGUAAUAAAACUUUCUAUAUAUACUCUAAUUACUCAGUUGGGAAGUCGCCGUCUUCGAUCGCAUCAGCUGACUUUAAUAGAGAUGGAAAUAUUGAUUUGGCCGUGACCAGUAAAGAUGAUGAUAUUGUCAGUGUGCUAUUUAAUCGUGGUAACGGUAGUUUUUAUACUUCAGCUAACUAUACAGUUGGUAAAUCACCCUCUUGUGUUAUAUGCGCUGAUGUAAAUAAAGAUACAUAUGGAGAUUUAAUAGUGGCUAAUUACGGUCAAAAUACAAUUAGCGUUUUAUUCAAUAAUGGAGCUGGAAUUUUUUACAAUAUAAGUACUUUCAUAGUAGGUAGAUAUCCGACUUCUCUAGUAGCCGUUGAUUUCAAUAAUGAUGAAUAUUUGGAUUUGGCAGUUGCUAAUAGUGGUAGUAACAGCGUAAGUGUACUGUUAGGCAUUAGUAAUGGCACUUUUCACUCUCAAAUUAAAUAUACUCCUGGUAUAUUUCCUACUUCGAUUGCAUCUGGUGAUUUAAAUAAUGAUCAGAAACCAGAUCUCAUUGUAACAAAUGGUAAAUCGAACGAUGCAUAUAUUUUUCUGAAUAACUGUCCGAAAUAA
Messenger RNA from Adineta steineri, 3117 nucleotides. The record is from the annotation of a GenBank genome assembly. Lineage: Eukaryota; Metazoa; Rotifera; Eurotatoria; Adinetida; Adinetidae.